Phasianus colchicus (ring-necked pheasant) is the source of this 6117-nucleotide messenger RNA. Lineage: Eukaryota; Metazoa; Chordata; Aves; Galliformes; Phasianidae. The record is from RefSeq and is a predicted model, not a curated record.
CCGCCGCCUGACUCAUCCCGGCUCCGUGCUGCCGGGAUGGAAAUAUCUCAUUCAUUGCCGUAGUAACGGAGUGGCUUACGAUGCGCUCCCGCGGAGCCGCGCGGCUGCUCCGGCCCCGCUUUGUGGUGCUGCGUGUGCCCGCGGGCCGAGGGGAUGGUGGGGGGCGAUAGGAAGAGCGUUCCUCGCCCGUUGUAAAGCUGUGCCGUAGUGGUUUGGAGCGGUGGCUGGCAGCCCUGAAAACAGAAGCUUUCUGGUGGAUAGCCCGCACGGGUCUUGGUUUUCUUCCUAAAAGACGGUCAAACGUUUCGCCUAAAAUGCUCACUUAAUUACGGCUCCUUCUAAGGUCACCUAAAGCCGCCGCCCAGAUACGCGGCCAUCGUGCUUUCCAGUGCUACCAUCCAUUACGUGACUCUGGGGACCGGUAAUGGAUGCAGCAUUGAUUCAUCUCCAGUUGGGAUCGACGUGUUUGGACUCAGUAGUUCUCAGCUUCUUGAAAGCAAUCUCUUAGUCAUUAGUACUCUCAGAAAAGUAGGCCGAGGAGUUUGUCUAGCAGCCAGCCCGCAGCCAGGUGCCCUGCCUGCCAGGGGAGGUGUUUGGGAGGCAAACCGCUGCAGGGUUGGACCAGUCCGCGCACGCACCUCAUCCCAAUCCCCUGCUCAGCCCUUCUGGUGAGGUGGCGGAGCGCUGGGUGGUUUCCAUGAAGUUGGCACGGGGUGUGGAUUUGUAGCUGCACGUCCUGCAGGCAGCUCCUCACAGUUGGGUACAUCUGAAAAGGAACUCCCGUGUAAAUGUGAGGCUGCGAGUUAGAGACACGUGUUGCCAACUGGGAAAGCUGAGAGCAGUUACCUGGUACAGAGAGAUAGACCAAACCUGUGAGCUUCCUUAAAGUGAUUUGAACUCCAGUGCUGCAGGUUUGUUGCCUCUCGAAAUCUCAGUGUCUGUGCUUGGCUGAGCAGUUGCUGAGGCUGUGUGUACUUUGAAAUAAUUCCCCACCAGCAGGAAGUGUUCUGAGGUGAGAUUGUAGCUGGUAAGUGAAGCUUGACAACUUGCUUUGAGUCUUGGAAUGACUGCUUUUGAGCAAGACUUAGAUACUGUCGUGACAGGGGCCUUGUUCUUAAAAAUAAGGCAGUCUGUACUGUGCUCUUAGUUCUGGACCUGUUUUUAGCAUGUUACACAGAAAUUGGUUGAGGUAUUGAUCAACUGCUAUUUUUAUAAGCAUACAGCAAAAUAGUUUGCAAGGCUGCAGCUCCACAUGCAUGUGGCACGUCUGUGAUGUGCAACAGUUAGGUGUGCAGCAGGCCUCAGUGGCAACUGCUGAGUUGUUCCACUGUGCAGUAUUGCUGCGUUUUGGCAUUUGAAUGGUGUGUAGCAAAUGCAGCUGGAGGCACACUGGGAUUUUUCAGGGGAGGACUGAAAUAUGGCUGAGUCCCCUCUCUAAGGGAUUAUGUUGACUGUAUUCGUGGGUAGAUUUGCAUCGCCCUUUAACUAACAUGUAACUCUUCUGUGGAUUAGGAUGUGACAGAUUGCUUGAGGAAAUGCCAGUCUGGCUAGGACUGCCGUGUUCAGUGUUCAGUAACCCAGAGAAAAGCCUACGUGCCCAAUAAGAGCACAAACACAUUGCAAGCCAACCCGAUGGCGUCCUCUACUGCUGUGCCUGUAGGAUUUCACUAUGAAACAAAAUACGUAGUUCUCAGCUACCUGGGGCUUUUAUCACAAGAAAAGCCACAGGAGCAUCCUUCUGCUUCAACUCAAGGGACUCAACAACAGCUUAUGGCACAACAUGCUUCAGAGAAAGAGGCUUUGGAAAAGAUUAAAAUAGAAAUCGAGGAGGAGCUAAAACAUCUUGAUGAAGAGAUCUUGGAAGCUUUUACUACUACAGGAUUUGACUGCCACACUUCCCCAGUGUUCAGUCCUGCCAAUCCAGAAAGCUCAAUAGAAGAUUGCCUGGCUCAUUUGGGGGAGAAAGUAUCCCAGGAAUUGAAAGAACAUCUGCACAAAGCACUAGAGAGCUUGCUUAGCAAGCCAGUAACAUAUCAAGAAUAUCGAGAGCGCACACAAGAGACAGCUGCACAUGCCAGUGGAUGGAACAAGGUCUUGGUGCCCCUGGUUCUGCUACAGCAAUUUCUGAUGGAGUUAACCAGAAGAGGCCAGGAACCACUGAGUGCACUUGUGAACUUCGGAGUGACGUAUCUAGAAGACUAUUCUGCAGACUAUAUCAUUCAACAAGGAGGUUGGGGGACGGUCUUUAGUUUGGAAUCUGAAGAGGAGGAGUACCCCAGCCUCAUCGCAGAGGACAGUAAUGAUAUCUACAUCCUGACCAGUGACAACUCAGGCCAGGUGAGCCCCCCAGAGUCCCCGACGGUGACCACGUCGUGGCAGUCGGAGAGCCUGCCUGUCUCCCUGUCAGCAAGUCAGAGCUGGCACACAGAGAGCCUGCCCGUCUCCCUGGGGCCAGAGUCCUGGCAGCAAGUGGCCAUGGAUCCUGAAGAAGUCAAGAGCCUGGAUAGCAACGGCGGGGCUGAAGAAAGGAGCGAGAACAACUCUUCCAACUCCGACAUCGUUCACGUGGAGAAGGAAGAGAUACCAGAGGGGAUUGAGGAAGCAGUGGUGUCAGCGGUCGCUGCAGAGACCGUGCAGGCAGCGUUUCCAGAAACCCCUGCUUCUUUACAGGAAGUAAAACCUCAAGCUGAAAUUGUUGCCGUAGAAAAAGCACAUCCCUCUGCACGUCGUACAAAACAGGAGAAGGGAAAAGUGACCGAAGAGCUUGUUGAACCUGAGAUCCCCGUGUUAAGUAAACCUGUCCCAAAGUUAACCCCAUCGGAAGAAAAGGCUGCACCAGAACCUGAGAAAAUACUGCUUCCAGGGGAAAAAAAAGUGGGGAAAGAGGGCCCUUUGGAAGAAAUAGAAGAGAAAUCCUCCACUGCAGAGGAGAAGCCUAUCUUAUUGCCAGAAGGGAAAUCGAUAUUGCUGUAUGGUGGGGCUGCUGCGGUAGCCAUAUUGGCUGUGGCAGUCGGAGUAGCGCUGGCGCUUAGGAAAAAGUAACAGAGCUCUCUUGAGGAGGAGGAGGGAGAGAGAGAAGCGAGCGCAAUCCAAUUGUUGUAGUUGUGUUACCUAAAGGUUGAGCUGCCUGCUGUGUAAUUGGACAUUUGAGUAAUGGUGACGGGGUGAGGUCAUUCAAUAAGCCUCCAGCUAUGGACAAUCAUGUUUUUAGUAGAAUUGGGGCGGGGACUGGUUUUUCCUGAUUAAAGUACAGGGGUAUUUUUAAAAAAAAACAAAACAACACAAAUAAUAAUAAAUUCUGCAAAUGUGAGAACUUAAGUGCAGGUGCUGAAGAACGGGGUGCUCGUACUCGAGGAACUGGAACAGAGAAUCCCUGGGGAAGGGUAGAGCCAGCUGCUGCCAACCCCUGGAGUUUUUGGCUUCUCCGAGCGACUGCUGCUGCAGCUGUGCUGUCCUGUCACUUCCUGCGCUUCCCAAGCCCUUCCUAGCCCAAGUCCUGCAGCGAGAGGCUGGUCUCCUUCUGGCUCAGCUUCCUCUCAGGUACUGCACUGCUCCUUGUAACCUCGCAGGUUCCUCUUAAACCCCAGCGGGAGAGUGCUUCUUCUUACCUCUUUGCUCCCACCCGUUCUGGCCCUUAACAGUUUCUGAAGCCUCCAUACAGAUGCUGUGUCUCUGUAGCGGUACUCGCUCUGAGCACCCCGUGUUCUGCAGGGAGAGGUGCACACAGCACCUGCUGCUGUGGGGCAGGGUGGGAGGGCUGCUGCGCUUGGCUGGUCUGGGAAUCCAUUUGCCGUGUUCCUGCCCACCUCACUGCCACCCUUCAGAUAGUGGAGUUGCACAGCUUACGCUGGACACGGUGCCAUUUGGUAAGCGCUUGGAUACCAGAGUGUAUUCAGCAAAGGUGUGGCAAAACUGUGUGCAAGGAAGGCCAAUGCCUCCUGUGAGAUUCACAGGUUCAACGCUCUUCUGUCCUGUGUCAUGCUGCAGUCUGUAUUGUCUUUCACAGGUUAAGCACAGGGGUAUGUAGUCCUACUGUGGUCUUGGCGACAGAAUCCCACGUAUAUAAAGCAAUGGAUUCUAGUCACUAAGCAGAACAGCAUUAAACACCUUUCCCUAUUUGCCCUUUCCCGAGCUGACCCGGAGUGUUGUGCAGUGCAGUUUCUUUUGCGACUCUGAAUGUGUAACAGUUAGGUGACAUUUGCAGGUUCACAAAUGAUGAGAAUUUAGCUGUGGAAAAAGCAAACCCCUUUUCCUGCAGACACAACACUUCAGGUGUGUGCAAGGAGAAGUCUUUAAGGCGCUGCUGUACCAACAGAGCUGGCCACAAGCAUUCCUUUUGGAGUAUGUUUGUGUUCCUCCUGCUCUGUUCUGCAGCUCUAUGUGUAAGGUCACAGAUUGUCCAGGCAGAAGUAGUGAUGCAUCUCUGAGGGCUGAUGCUGGCACCGUGGCUUAGAGCAGGUGGAGAUAGGGGAAAGGAGACUUGGGAUAAUGUAAAAAUCAAAAUGUGAGCUUACGGUAAGCUUACUCUUCAUAAAGCACAAAGACAAGGUACUUUAUCUCUAAACAACCUUAUCUAGAGUAUUUCCUGCAAUGAGCCUGUUUCUUAAGUGAUCUGAUGAUCCAGAGAUUUUUAGCAUGAUCUGUUUCAGCUUAUUGUUGGUCCCAUCCCUAUCCCACUCACGCUGGUAGGUCAAUAAGAAGCUGGCAGAGUCUGGGGAAUUCUUUGUUUAAAGUUUUUUGAGAAUGGAUUUUGUAGAAAACUUCUCAGGUUUGGAUUUGUGUGACUUUGAGUGCUGAAAGGAAGGACUGUUACAUGUGUACCUCUGCUGGGAGGGGAGCCCCAGCUCAGGAGCUGUAGAUCAGCAGUGUGUGGGUCAGAGAUGGCUUUUCUGCGUUUAAGAGGGAGCAAGCUGGCCUUAAAGUUAAAUAAAACAAAAAGCAACAACAACAAAACCCAAAACAUACUGUGUUGCAAAAUGGAAUUGACUUUGUAUGCUCCUUUUGACAUGUAAGAAUGUGUACAGUUUUGCUUCAUUUCACACCCAGCAGUGCUCAUGGAUGAAUGAUGCCAUAGGCAAGGGCAGCUGCUUGUUGCCUUGUGGCAGGGGCUGCUCUGUGGUCCCACAGGCUGGGAUGGGGUUCCCCUCUACUGCUGCUUUGCUGAUGGCUAUUGUAUCCUUGCUGUUCCCUGUGGGCAUGGGACUGCUUUAACCCCAGCUGCAUCCUCUCCUUUCUGAAGGCGAGGCAUUGACAUUGGGGAAGAUGUCCCAUCUGCAGCCACUCAGUGGGUUGUGUCCCUGGAUCUGCUCUGAAGCACAGAUGGAUGUUUUGGACAUGCUGGAUAACUUGUGUGCACGUGAGGGGGUAAAGUCAUUCUUUGGCUCUCCUCCUUUAAGUGGUUAUAUUGCUGAUAGUGCAGGAGAUGGGUGCAGGGCAGAUGACAAUACGUCUGCCAGGGAAACAUUUCUUACUGACACAAAGGGCCAAUGGAGCAUUAAAUAAGAAGUGUCUUCUCUCUUAUACAGCAGCAGCAGCAGUAAGGAAGACAAAUGCUUUGGGGAUUUUUUUAAAAGCAUUUUCAUGGUGGGAUGAAAGGCCUGAGUAUGGGGUAUUUUGCAGCAUUUAGUGGAGUGCCAGCUGCAUUUUGGUUGCUUGGCCCCUUCUUUACAUACUUCCCAUCUUUAGGGCCUUAGAGAAAUAUCUGACAAUUCAAAAAGAAUUUGUACCUUCUUCUUCCCCAGUCCCUAUAACCUAAACGUGUUUAGACAGAAAGUCUGUCGUGUGUUCCCUUUCCCUCUAGGAACACUCCAUUAGCUGGAAAGGUCGCUUACAGACUUGAAUGCUGAGCCUGUUGUGCUUGGUCAGCACUGGGGAAGUCACCAGAAGGUUGUGUAGCCUUAGCAACAGCAUUCUUAUUGAGCUGGGUGCUGGGCUCCUUUCACUAUUGCAGGUGUGAAUUAGGGAAUGGAGAGGCUUUCUCCUAUCUUCAAGCACUCUGAAGUAAUCCUUAAAAGCCUGGUCUGAUUACCUUGAACUGGUUGAGGCAACCUCUCUUUAGUGGAUCUCUUGCACUGGGCAAGGGCAAGGCAGCGGGCUAUCUACUUAUUAAAAAAAAAA